AUGCGUCCCCAGCUACCUCAGCCGCCGAGCUCCGGCCGCGCCCUCCUCCAUCCGCCCUCGUUCCACCCCGGCUUGGGCCCAAGUUCCCCGGAGAGUGGGUGGCACGGGCGCCUGCACCGGGAGGACCGCGGCCGCCGGGCCGCUCCGUCGGCUCUCUGCACCGGCUCCCUGGCGAACUCCCAGGCGCUCCCCGGAUGUCGGGAGCCGUGGGGAGAAUUGCGAAGCGGCCACAGCCCUGGGACAGUGUCUGCCUCGGCCCCUUGGCUGCUGGGUCCGCGGAAGGACGUGCGAGCCUCCUUUCUGAGCCUGGUCCUAGUGGGCCCCCGCGCAGAGGCGGAUGUCCUUGCGCACAAAACCGAGACGGUGGCGAAACCCAAACUAGGUAUUUCUGGGAAAAGCCAGCUUCUGUAUGCACUGGUCUUCACAACUCGUUACCUGGAUCUUUUUACUUCAUUUGUUUCGUUAUAUAAUACAUUUAUGAAGCUUAUCUACGUUGCCUGCUCCUAUGCCACAGUGUACCUGAUCUACAUGAAAUUUAAGGCAACCUACGAUGGAAAUCAUGAUACCUUCCGAGUGGAGUUUCUGGUGGUCCCUGUGGGAGGCCUUUCAUUUCUAGUCAAUCAUGAUUUCUCUCCUCUUGAGAUUUUAUGGACCUUCUCCAUCUACCUUGAAUCAGUGGCUAUCCUUCCACAGCUCUUUAUGAUCAGUAAGACUGGGGAGGCCGAGACCAUCACCACCCACUACCUGUUCUUCCUGGGCAUCUAUCGUGCUUUGUAUCUUAUCAACUGGAUCUGGCGCUUCUACUUUGAGGGGUUCUUUGACCUCAUUGCUGUGGUGGCCGGCGUAGUCCAGACCAUUCUAUACUGUGACUUCUUCUACUUGUACAUUACAAAAGUACUCAAGGGAAAGAAGCUCAGUUUGCCAGCCUAAGUGCCAAAGACCAUCACCAGCAUCUGUCCUUCAGGGUGCUCGGACAGAAUUCUUACCACAGCAAAGGCAUAAGAUGCUUGAUAUGGAAAAUCAGAAACUUUACUCUUUUGUUGCAGAUAGUCAUCAGUGGCUCUGUAAGAACACAGAGGAAAAGAACCAGAAGGUUUCUGUUUAAUGCAUCUUGCCUUAUCUUUUUUUAUUACUAUGUACAAAGAUUUUUUUACACAAAGAAACUUAAUGCUGUAUUAAUAAAUUCAGUGUGUAGCUUCAAUUGGAAUAGUUCCAAAAGUGAAGAUUUUGUGAGGAAUAUGUGCAAACUUUUUUUUUAUUUUAAAAAUUCUUUGACAUUGUUGAGUCUUUGUAUCUGCAAUGAAAUUGUACUCCUUGACAGUUGGUACAUUAUAUAUUCUUCCAUCUUUCAAACUUGCAUUCCACUAUAUUUAUUUUUUGCCAAAAGACGAGUUAUAUUCGUUUGAAAUCUGAGACACUAUGUUCAAUUGAGUGUAUCUGUUCAAAUUUAUUCCUACCUGACAUGGAAAUCCUUUCUUGGACAUUAUAACACUACAUUUAAGGUUGGUAACAAUGACUUGCAAGUAUUAUAGUUUUCAUUAACAAACUGUUAAGAUUCUGAAUGUUGAUGGAGUCUCAUUUACGAGUCACCAAAGGUGCCUGCUCCCCUGCCCUGCUGAGAUGUGUCAGUGUGAGACUGUCCCGAGGGUGUGGAAGAAUUCUAUGGGCAGGGUUCUGGCUGCUUGUCCUCUGAGUGUGGGAUGGGAGGGACAUUGAUGAUUAUUUUGGAUAUAGGAUUCUGCUCUUCUGAGGAAUGGAACACAAGUAGUUACCUAUCAUGUUCAUUUACAGUUCCAAAAGAUUACUACAACCAUGUCCAUGCUCAGAUUCAAAUGGUUUUUCAUGUCACUUUUGGGUGGUAAAAUGAUUUAGAAUUUUUUAGAAUUUGGCAGUACCAAUUACCAUUCCUUAUAUUCUUCUUCUUUUUUUUACUGAGCUCUUGCAUGAUUUAUCUUGUGUUACUAUCCUAACACAUAGGCUAAAUUGUCUUUUUUUAUGAAUUAGGCUUUUAGAACAUCCUAUUUGGAAUUUUUUUGUUUUAAAUUGGCAACAAACGCUCUGUAGGGCUGCAAACAUUUAAAGCCCACUGUAAAACUUUCUACAUUUUAUGGAAAUACUAGAAUUUUUUUCUCCUGGUUUUGCCAUUAUAUUGAUUUGCUACAUUUUUUUUAUUAAUGCAAUUGUAUAUGACUGUUUUUAUGUGAUGCACCAUAAAUAUUAAAGUGUUGAAUACUAACAGUGCUUACUACAAGAAAUAUGUGUAGUAUUUUUGGUUUCUGCAUUAGAACGUCUUAUGAAGGAAGGGAGUAGGAUGGGUUUUAUGUUCAUCUAGCGUGUCUUGACACCUUUCUAAAUCGGCAGUGUCACGGCAUAGUUUAACCUCCCAUAUUUGUCGCCCUCGUUUCACUUUCCCCUCCUUCUCGUGUUCUUGCUUUUGUCUGUCAGAGCAUCUUUCUUUCCAGCAUCCUAGUCUUGGUUUAGUUUUGAUGGUUUGUUUUAAUCCUCCUUGGAAGGUUCUGCGAAUGUGCAGGAUGGGUGGGAAAUCCAGCCACAGUAAGUCAAGCAGCCUGCUUGCUGCCCAGACUGGGGGUGGGGUGGGGGCUCACACUUGUCUUGUGCGUGUAAAUCAGACACAAGCUGGGCCAUUCAUGGGAGAGCACAAUGCACAGAACAAGGAUCGGCACCUCAGCAUACCAAUGCCUUCUGUAGUCGUUCUGCCCAAGUAAAAAUAAAAUUGUCUAAGUUGUUGCCACCAUUUUGUGGUCACCCAGGAUGACAUUUUAGCAAGGGUGCCUGAGUUGGAGUGUGGGACUGGGCCUCGAUCACUCACAUGGAAAACAAAGGCCUGUGUGCCAAGCCUUAGGAAGUACUGUGUCAUAGUCAUUCGCUUCCUGAAUAAAGGUUAUCGGGUAAUUAA
This is a messenger RNA of Carlito syrichta (Philippine tarsier), 2917 nucleotides long. It is a transcript of the gene KDELR2, whose product is annotated as KDEL endoplasmic reticulum protein retention receptor 2. Gene Ontology annotation, biological process: protein retention in ER lumen; endoplasmic reticulum to Golgi vesicle-mediated transport. Lineage: Eukaryota; Metazoa; Chordata; Mammalia; Primates; Tarsiidae. Gene Ontology annotation, molecular function: ER lumen protein retrieval receptor activity. The transcript is spliced from 5 exons. The record is from RefSeq and is a predicted model, not a curated record. Gene Ontology annotation, cellular component: endoplasmic reticulum; membrane; cis-Golgi network. Bases 1 to 930 code for a protein of 309 amino acids.